AUGAUGAGUAGCACGGUCACGCCACCAUUACAGGGUCCGAAAAUUAUAUUUACCCAUAUCUUCGCGAAAAAUGUAUGAAUGCCCCUCAAACUUUACAGAUAAACUGAGUAAUAGUUCUUGUUUGAUAUGAAAUCAAUAACAAAAUUCAAGCGAUAAGUUUAGAACACGAAUUAAAGUCAAUUGUUUACAAAAAGCACGACAUUUUGAGUGUAACGCGUAACAUCGAAUUUGCAUACCAAGAGUAAAAACGUAAUUUUUGUCCCUCAAAACGAAUAAAAGCUUAAAAUUUUAUCAUGCCUAAUUAUUGUAUAUAAUACAAAUAGACUUUUCACAAAAUUUCAUUGCUCUGUGUUUUUUAUUGAGGCAGUAAUAAGUACAAACUACAAUAUAAGUUCUUGUGUGUUGUCCUGUAACGCUGGAUUAUAAACAGACUUCACAGUUUACAGAAUUCAGGCUUUUGGCGACCAGAUUAACCUAAAAACAAUAAUAAUUACAUCUGAGAAAAGUUCAUUCAUUUUCCUUUAAGGCUCUGUGCAAGAUAAUAGCAAAUCAUGAAAUGCUGGGAAAAAUAUAGCGAUUUUGCAUAUCGGAAACAAAUUUGUAACGAGUUUUGAUUGCAUAAAUUCAACCAUUACUUACCUAUUUCGAAGCCGAUAAAUCAGCGUAGAGUAGUCCAUCACCAUAUAGAGAACGACCAAAUCAAAGUUCAUUCUAUCAGACAUCUAGAUUCGUAAGAAUUUACGAGCUUAUAGGAAUUUUCGCCGAAGAAAUGGUACAAAGAAUGAAUCGAAACAUAUUUUCUGCCUAAUGUGUUGUUUAUAGACGCUUUGCGAUCAUAUUACAUAUUCAAUUCGGACCAGAAACACUACAAGCCGCUCUCAAAAUCGACCCAAAUCAUGGUCACAACGUGCAAGAAACGACGAAGGCCAGCCUGUGCAGCCUUGACUGAUAAGUUUUGGGGGGAUACGGAUAUUUUCAGGGUUUAAACAAUAAAAGCACGUGGUAUAUUUAGCCCGAAGCGUGUCGACUAGCGUUACACUCGAUUUCUCAAUCACAAUAAUAGCAGCGUGCUUCAAAAAUUAAUCAAGCGAUUCCGACAAAUUAUGGAAACAAAACCCCAAUCAAGUGCUGAAAAGAUGAAAAGAUGGAGAGAACAAAAGGCUGAGAGAAAGAAAGCUACUGAUAAAAGAUACUACGAGAAAAAACGCCAACAGAAAAUAGCCAAGGUGCGUGACAGCCGAGGUCAGAAAACUCACCGGCCGAACACUAGGGCACAAAACCUGAAAGCUGUUACGAAGAAACGAAAAAGGGAAGAAACAUCAGCAGAAGAAGAAAGAAGACAAAAAAUCAGAGAGCAAACUCGAAAAAGAGUACAAAAUUUACGUGAAAAACGGCGAGCUGAAUUGAGAGAAGCACAUGAAGAGCAUGCUACAAAUGCCGCGGAGUAUACGUGUUCAACCCCGCCUUCUAGUUCCGCUUUCCAAAACAGGAUGGCAAAAGCCCGCGCCCUAAAGAAAACAACUCAAGUUCUGCCAAAAACACCACAGAAGAAAGCAGAACUUGUAGAAACAAUAUCCUCAAGUAAAGCUGUACAGCUAAAGCGAAGGGUUUUCUUUUACGUACCGUCCUCUGGCGAAGGAGCUGUGGAAAGGAAGAGAGAUGGCAGAAAGUUCAAAGAGGUGAAGGGAAUUCGUAAGUGGCACUGUGUUAAAUCACUUCCUCAGCAAGAGAAAGUGAUGGUGAGACACAGGUCCUGCUACUGCACCAGCUGUAUUUUUGGUGAAGAAGACAACUGUUCCAACAAAGAGUGGCUGGAUGAGUGGAAAACCAUUAAUAUCUUGAGAGAUGGCUCAGUGGCAACCACUAGGCAAGCAAAUGAAGAGCCAAUUCUUGACCACGAUACCGCAGUACAUUUAGCAGAGCUGGCUGUGAAGGGCAGUACAGUGGCUAUUGCUGCUGAUGAAGACCCGAUGUAUGAUUUUUAUCUCCUCCAGGUCACCUCGGAUGGAGUUGAAGAACUUGCCUCUGACUUCACAGAUGAUUACCACUGUACUGCACUAAAAGGUCAGAAGGUGUUGAAAGGCCACUUCUACUUACGAGAGAACAUCCAUGAUAUGACAUUCACCCUUGAUGUCAAACGCAUUGCCAUGGUAUAUGCCGCCACUGUGCGCCAUAUUUGUGGAGACCUUCCUGUGAAGCGGAGAGCCCGGAAACCUGUAUAUAAGCUUCCUUUAUUGGAAAAUGAAGAAAUAAUUGCUUCACUUUAAGCAAAAAUAACCUUAAUUCAACUGUUUUCUAGUACACAAUUAAGUUUAUCAUGAUUUCACAACAAAAUAUUGAAUUGUAAUGAUUUUGACAUGCCCGCAAUGCAUUAUGGGUAAACCAGAAAAUCGCAAUAAAUACUUAAAUAAUGUAAAUAA
Stylophora pistillata is the source of this 2420-nucleotide messenger RNA. RefSeq names its product vicilin-like seed storage protein At2g18540. Lineage: Eukaryota; Metazoa; Cnidaria; Anthozoa; Scleractinia; Pocilloporidae. The record is from RefSeq and is a predicted model, not a curated record.